GUACGUGCGGGAGACCACGGGGUGCACGGUGGACAUGCGGGUGGGGAUCCACACGGGGGCGGUGCUGGCCGGGGUGUUGGGCCAGCGACAGUGGCAGUUCGACGUCUAUAGUAAAGAUGUCGUCCUCGCCAACAAGAUGGAGAGUAGCGGCAAACCAGGGCGGGUGCACAUCAGCAACAAGACGCUACAGUAUAUCGGCAUGGAGUUCGAGGUAGAGCCAGCGUACGGUGAGCGACGGGAGGACGCGCUAAGGGCAGCUGGACUCAAGACCUACUUCAUCUCCAAGGUCCUGCGCCCGUACAAGCCACGGCCGUCGCUGCAGAUGAUGAGGAACGGGACGAAGAGUUCGUCGUCGCAGCCGUCGCGGGAAAUGCCCUCAGAGAACACCAUGGCUUCCAGAGACUCCACCACACUGUCGACGGCAGAUGAAGCGAGAAUCCUGAAGGCGUUGCAGGAGGGCGGCCGUCCAGACUCCUCCUUUAAGUCCAAGCUCAAGAAGGAGUUGGUCAACCGCGACGGACGCAAGGACCUGCUGAGCCAGACCAACUGCCUGACGCUGAGCUUUAGGGACGGCAAGACAGAACACGCCUACCGUCACCACCGCGAGACCUUCAGCGGCGCCGCCACCACCGCCGUCCCUCUUGUCCUCUUCCUCGUCGCCUUCGCCAGGUUCAUCCUCAUGCCCAGUGCUGGUGGGGGCGUGGUGGUGUUCCUAGUGGGCGUGGUCCUGCUCACUACCAUGGCCUCGGUGUCUGCGGCUCGCUCCUUCCCUAUACGUGUGUGUGAGGUACUGGUGAUGGCCAGUGACAAGGUUCACACGGUGGUAGUGCUGCGUGUCGUCUGGUUCACCACGCUGGUCAUCCUCGCCGCUGCCGCCAAUACGGUGGACAUGUACCUGUGCGACAAACCAUUCUCGAGCUUCGUUGCUGACAACACUUCCCAGCUCACCACCGCCACACACAACGACUCUAUCAUGAGCAAUACCAGCAGCAGUAGCAGCCACAGCAUGUACCAGGCACUGAGGGUGAUCCUUGCGCAGGAGAACACCACCACAGCCACAGAUGAUGAGGCGUUCAUAUGUCUUCACCCGGCUUAUUACUCCUACUUCACUCUGCUCAUCCUGUUGGCUGCCUCAUUACUGGCUCAGGUUAGCUUCAUGAUCAAGAGUGCAGUGAUGGUCGGUGUGGUAGCUGUGCAGUGCUCCAUGAACCUCUUCAUAAUGAGGGUCAGCCUCGACAUCGCUGAAGACUGGAACACUUUUGAUAGCCAGAUGGUUGGCCAUGACCGACUGUCUCUCUCCCUAGAGCUGUGUCUCAUCACGGUCCUCUUCGUCGCCCUCAACAGACAGACUGAGAAAACGUCGCGGCUGCUGUACCUGUGGCGGCGGGAGGUGGAGGAACAGCGGGAGAGGGCGGCAGACAUCCGACAGAGGAACGAGGCGCUGGUGUACAACAUCUUACCACAGCAUGUCGCCACACACUUUAUGGGCAUCAGGAGGAAGAAGCACGAGGAACUUUACUCUCAGAGCUACGACGAGAUCGGCGUGCUAUUCGCCUCUAUGCCAAACUUUGGAGACUUCUAUUCAGAGGAAUCAGUCAACAACCAGGGGCUGGAGUGUUUACGCUUCCUGAAUGAGGUCAUCUCCGACUUUGACCAGUUGCUGGAGCUGGCACAGUUCCAUGAUAUCAUCAAAAUCAAGACGAUUGGAUCUACGUAUAUGGCGGCCAGUGGCCUGAACCCCUCCAGACUAGUGAAGGAGGAUGACCCAGUGAAGAUCAGAUGGGCGCACCUGGCUCUGCUUGUCGACUUCGCUUUUGAAUUAGUGAGAGCUCUACAGUCCAUCAAUGAACAAUCCUUCAACCAUUUCGUCCUAAGGAUGGGCAUCAACCAUGGGCCCAUCACGGCAGGAGUGAUCGGGGCCCGUAAGCCGCACUACGACAUCUGGGGCAACACUGUCAAUGUGGCUUCCAGGAUGGAGUCCACAGGCAAGGCAGGCUGCAUCCAGGUGACAGAGGAGACCACCAAAAUACUCCAGCACUUUGGCUAUGUGUUUGAGCAGCGAGGUCUUAUAGCUGUGAAGGGCAAAGGUGAACUGAUGACAUACUAUCUGGUGGGGAAAGCUGCCAGCCCCCAGCAGGUGAAUGGAGAGUCUCUAGAUUAUUCUAAAUCAGAAGAUCAAGUGAAUACUUGAGGCUGUACAGCAGACUAAUACAGUAGCUUUAAAAUACAAUACAGAAUAUAAUUUUUUUUUUUAAUUGAACAAAUUAGAUGAGGACAUAACCCUCUCCUAAUGAUACAUUAGUCAUUCUAAGACACAUCCUGCUGUUGAAGAUACAGUCCUACAGAUACAUUUCUUACCCGCAGACACAAUUAAUACCUAAAGAACAGUCCUUGAGACAGUCCUACUCACCAGAUAUUACCCCAGGGAUGGAUACAGAACUUAGUAAAAAGGAUUCUAUUUUUAUGAUGUGAAUGCAUUUUGAGGGUUUAUCCUGCUACAGGAGCCAAGGCCACUUCACCUUGGACUAUUAAAAAAAAGGAAACAUUGUGUCAUUCUAAUUUUUUUAUAUACUCUUCAAAAUUUUAAAUUGGUAUCCAGGAGAAUCUACAAAACUAAACGUUAAAUUGCAUGGCCUAAAAUCAAACAAGAGUACGGAAAGAAUACAAUAGUGGGUUCAGUUAAAUACUUCAACCCAACGUACAGUAUCUUAGUUGUACCAGUGAAACACUCACAGCAUUCAGAAGCCCCGGCUAAACAUACAACCCUCACUCAGACACAGCUCUUACCUGUAGACAUAACUUUCACCUGUAGAUUAUAUAAAUUUAUUUGAAGAAAUGUUUUCUAGGUACUCAAUCCCCCUACUUCCUCCCUCUUUCUAUCUACACAUAUUGAUUGAACUCUGAUUUCUUGGAAUUAACUUUUAUUCAGAAUGAUUGUGAUAAAUCAAAAUUACCAUAUUACCUAUAAUAAGGGCAUGGGGAAGAAGUACCACACAUAGAUUGCAAUGGAAAGUGUACUGUGUCUUUUGUACAUUGUUAUCCUUUUUUAUAUUAAUAUAAAGUGUAGAAUUUCACUUUAAUGCAAAUCUGUAUUGAAAUAAGUAAUUUCAGUCAUAUUUUAUAUAUGUAAUAAAUCUCGCAUUUCAUUCUGAUUUUUUUGUUUUGUUUUUUCAUAAAGAAAGUAUUACUUUCUUUAGGAAAUAAAUUUUAUAUAUUGAUUUACUCAGUUAAGUGACAUGAUGCAACAGAAUGGAAAUUAACCAGAAUCACUUAUAUCCAAUAGGCACUAAAUAACUAUUUCCUGAGUUAAUAAGUAUGAAAUAUUGAUCUUAAAUUUUCAUAAAAAUUGGCUCCAGUUCUUUUUUCUGGCUGUCGUUUUAAGCAGUCAGGUCAACUUACUAGUAUUCCAGGAGUUUUUGGACUGGGCCUCUACCAUCAGCCAGGGUUAAUCUUUUAGCCUAAUUCAUUUGGAUAUGCGGUAACAGCACUGGUAUUGGUAUGGUAGUGUAGUGAAGUUAUUGUAACAUGGCGGACAAAAGCACCAAAUUUGGCAUGGAGUUUCUUUACAUUCUACCUAAUAAUUUUAGCCUAGGAGACCUCUUAGAUUUCUCCAGAAUUAAUAUGAGACACAAAAAUCCAAGAUGCCGCCCCCACCCCCCCAAAUUUUAGUUGUUGUUUGUUUGUUUGUUUUUAUAAAAUUGAUAUUUACGAGUAAUAAUUGAUAUUUUUUUUCUUUGUGCCCGCUUUUUCAUGGGCGAUGAUUAAAAUAGUUUUAAUAUCAGAAAGAAAAAGACCUUUAAACAUGUGGCAUCUUCAAAAUCCACGAUGACCGCUAUUUUUGGGUAUACCUGAACUAAUACUUUUAUGAAUUAUUUUCAAAUUAUCUUAUAGAUUAUACAGUAUACGUAUUUCUGAACGGGCAAACUAAUUAUUUAAAAAUUUGAGCAACACAGUGAAUAAAGCACUAUACAGUACUGUAUUGUAUUGCCCAGAGUUGAGGUAAAAUCCAAGACAACCAGACAACUCGCUAACCACUCUGGCUAACCGUACCCUGGA
Messenger RNA from Homarus americanus (American lobster), 4056 nucleotides. Its product is annotated as adenylate cyclase type 3-like. NCBI's taxonomy places the organism in Eukaryota, Metazoa, Arthropoda, Malacostraca, Decapoda, Nephropidae. Gene Ontology annotation, biological process: intracellular signal transduction; cAMP biosynthetic process; adenylate cyclase-activating G protein-coupled receptor signaling pathway. Gene Ontology annotation, cellular component: plasma membrane. Gene Ontology annotation, molecular function: adenylate cyclase activity. The record is from RefSeq and is a predicted model, not a curated record.